Messenger RNA from Cyprinodon variegatus (sheepshead minnow), 3095 nucleotides. RefSeq names its product plakophilin-1-like (gene pkp1a). The record is from RefSeq and is a predicted model, not a curated record. The transcript is spliced from 15 exons. The coding region runs from base 158 to 2278 and encodes 706 amino acids. NCBI's taxonomy places the organism in Eukaryota, Metazoa, Chordata, Actinopteri, Cyprinodontiformes, Cyprinodontidae. Gene Ontology annotation, molecular function: cadherin binding. Gene Ontology annotation, cellular component: cytoplasm; nucleus; adherens junction. Gene Ontology annotation, biological process: cell-cell junction assembly; intermediate filament bundle assembly; cell-cell adhesion.
AGUUCACAGCUACUAGUCUGGGAACUCUCACCAUAUGUGCGCUUUGGCACAUUUCUGCACCCGUUGCUGCAGAGCAUCUGCUCCCCGGGCACCGCUCUGGUUAGGACCACUCGGUUGAUCCAGCCUCUCUCCAGGUCAGGGAUACGAGUUUGGGAAGAUGAUGGUACCGGAUCCGCUGCGAUCGACCACGGACGUUGGGGGCGGAGAGGACACGUCGCUCGCAUUACCGUCCGACAAGAGCUUGAGCUCCGGACACCAGCGCGUCCUCAGCCAGGUCCACAGCAUAAAGAGGAGCAAGUCCAAAUACAAGAACGGCACCAUAGGCCCUACGCAGCAGUCUUCCAAAUCCUAUAAUGAGUUUGGAACCAGCAAGUUUAGUGCAAAGAGCACCUACAAGCGCACCAAUUCUGCCCCAUCAGGGGGCUUCAACAAAGGGACGGUCCGAAGUCUGACUACUAAAAAUACCAGAGGACGAUAUGUCAGCACCAAAGCUGAAAAGCAAAUCAUGACCACCACCUUGACACAGAACCUAAAUGGGCUGCAACUUAGUCGCAGUGACCCUGCUUUGGAUGAUGUCCCUCACAAGCUUCCAGCUGUUAGCAUGAAAAUCAAAGGGCAGCCUAUUCCAAGCCAAAACAGUCUUCUAGGUGGUAGAGAAUCUCGUUCAGUGAUUAAUAGGAAUUUCACUGAGAACCACACACACACUUUUCCGAUGUCUUCUGGACACUCCCUGAUUGAUGGCAAGUCUGGCUCCUUAAAGAUGACCAAAUUGGAGCAGAGAUCUUUGGUGAACUCUGCAACAAAUGUCUCAGCUCUAACCCUAAAGGAGGCAGUGGAGUACUUGAAAGAGCCUGAUGAGAACUUAAAUCACCGUGGGGCCAGCUUCAUACAACACACCUGCUUUAAUGAGGAGUCGGCCAAAUCUGAGGUCCUCAGUCUUGGUGGAAUUCCACCCCUGGUCAACAUGCUGGAAAGCUCUAAUCCAGACGUAGCCCAGGUUGCUUCUGGAGCUCUGAGGAAUCUCGUCUUCAAGAAUCUGGAAAAUAAAAUUUCAGUUCAGAAAUAUGGUGGUAUAGCUAAGGUCCUGAACCUGCUAAAGAGGACAGAGUCUACGGAGACCAAGAGACAGGUCACAGGCCUGCUCUGGAACCUGUCUUCUGCUGACGAACUGAAGGGAGAACUAAUGAGAACAGCACUUCCUUCUCUGACUAAAAAUGUGGUGGUGCCAUUUGUCAACUUGUCAGAAAGUGCUGACUGCCCAAAUAUAGAUCCAAGUGUCUUCCUUGGUGCCACUGGCUGCCUGAGGAACCUGAGCAGUGGAAAAGAGGACAGGAAAACAAUGAGAGACACCAAGAACCUCAUUGACUCUCUAAUGAAACAUGUUUUGUCUUGCGUGGCAGAAGAUAGCCCAGAUGAAAAGUCAGUGGAAAACUGUAUGUGCACCCUACAUAACUUGAGCUAUCAAGUUUGGGCAGAGUGUCCAGAGAUUUCCGAGAAAUUCAUGGAAUCAAGAGGGGCCCAAUCUGAGAGGGAGACAAAUCCCAAUGCUGGAUGCUUCAGCCCCAGAAGCAGAAAAGCUCAAAACACGUUGUUUUCUGACUCACCACAAAUAAACAGCAAACCUUCGGGGGCCGAAUGGUUGAUUGAUUCUAAAGCCGUGGAUGGCUAUGUGUCUCUGCUAAGAUCAUCCAAGAAUGAUGCCACUUUGGUGGCCUGCUGUGGAGCCUUGCAAAACCUCACUGCAAGCAAAGAGGAGGGGUCUGCAGCUCUGAGUGAGAUUUUGUAUAAAAAGCUUGAGUCCGAGUUACUCCUACCCUUUCUGAUUCAGUCCCCUAACAAAGCUCUUAGGAAGACCUCUUUCUCUCUUUUGGAUAACUUGUCUCGCAAACCCAAUUUGCAAUCCAAGAUGGCAAAGCAAGCUUUGCCUGAACUUACAAAGCUAUUCUGCAGACCUGAUUGGAAAAAGGAAACUCAACCUGAAAUUGUUGCAACUGUUGCUUCCAUAAUCAAUAGACUGUUGCUGGUAGAAAGUGAGGUCAGCAAGAAAGUUAUUACUAAGGAUCUAGUUUUGGAGCUGAUAGACAUGAGUGAAAAAGGGCCUGACAACGAAGCCACGACUGCAGCCUCAAAGCUGCUAUACAACUUGUGGUCUGAUAAGUUUUUGCAAACCUUCACAAAAAAGCUGAAGAUAGACAAAGCACGCUUCGUAAACUUCAAAACUAUAACAGCCAUCAAGGGCUCCAGUUAUGAUGUAAUUGAAUCACAGCAGGAUAAAUAAAGGAAGGAAACCGGCCUGAUUAGAGGCUUCCACAGUCACACCCUUAAAGUCUUCACCUUCUGAAUGCUUUGCCUUGUUGGAGGAACCUCUCAGUUAUCUUCUUCAGACAUUGUGUAUAUAAAGUUAAAAGAUUUUUACCUUGUCUUUGUGAAUAAUGAGAACGGGCUUGUAAUUUAAUUAGAAAAUGUUAGUGUUUUGUAGGUUAGGUAUGAGAGUGUGUGUGCACAAGUACUAAAAGCAAAUUCAAACAGCCUUCAACACACAUCCUCACCUCCAUGGAUUGUUGUUACAUUGAUUCCUAAAACUCUAAGUAUGUCAUCACUAUAAAAUGUGGUUACUGGCGGCUAGAGCAUAAUUAUCUAGUGUGGUGUUAAGAUUUAAGAAGUCUAGACAAAAAAAAAAAAGAAACAUGGAAAAAAAAAGAUAACAAAGGUGUUUUGUUAUACGUAUGUAGUUGUGAAAUUGUUGCUUGCUGGAGAAAUAUGGGCUGUUCUUUCUACGUCGUCAAACAAAAUAAUACAAAAAAAAAAGACUUUGUCCUUUUUUCAGUAACUAUUCACACAGUUCACAUAUUUUUAUAAAUGAAAAAUCUAACAAUAUCAAUUCAGAUUUAAUUAAUGCACUUGCAGAUACUGCCCAUCUACAGAUAUGUCUGUCUGUCUGUAAGGGGUCCAUCUUCUGAAUGUAAUUAUGGAUCUUGCUAAUCAUUUUGCUUCUUUGCCAAUUAUAACAAUAAUAGUUUUGUACCUUACGUGAAGUUUUUACCCUUUUAUCUUUUUUAAAUUUUCUUUUUUUUUUAAGUUAAUACCACCUUGAC